AUGGCUACACCUGCAAAGAUGCGUCUGCGCUCCGACAAGCACUUGGGCAACAUCACCAAGCGCGGUCGUGUUUCCCAGCCUGCCAAGGAAGAGAAGGGGUACAGCGUGGGUCCGUUGCUGCUUGGCUUCCUCGUGUUCGUGCUCGUGGGCUCGUCCCUGAUCCAGAUUCUACAGAUGGCCAAGUCCAGCAAGUGA
Molecule: messenger RNA, 195 nt
Organism: Peronospora matthiolae
Lineage: Eukaryota; Oomycota; Peronosporomycetes; Peronosporales; Peronosporaceae
Source: the annotation of a GenBank genome assembly